GCACGCUGUUUGUGGACAUUGGCGCGCCAUUUUCCAGCAAUUUCUCACCUCGCCUCUGCCAAUCAGACCACGCCAGAGCCAGAAUUGAGCCAUCUCCACCGUCAUACGCACUCUCCACGAGUCGACAACACCUUCGGCGGAAUAUCACUUCCAUGCUCUCAAUUGGGCGAUAUUGGGAGAGGCUCGCAUCCUGAUGAUCCUGAUGGCUGCAAGUGCACAGUGCAAUCUACCGUGUAUUGCCUCCAGGCUCCCUCUUCGCGGGUAACGGGUUGGCUAUUGGUAGGGAACCCAUGCUCACUGCCUUUGCAGAAUGCUUCGUCAAACAAGCGAGCUACGCGGUUGCUACGCAGCUCGGCAGUGGCAGUCCAUCGUCCAUGGAGCAUUAAUGUUGUUCGUCAAUACAAUAGAGUUCGUGCGUCCCAACCUGACAACCCGCCCGUCGUCCGAUACGAGCGAGCGAGACAUGACACGGCCUUUCUCUCCUAA
Colletotrichum orchidophilum is the source of this 486-nucleotide messenger RNA. RefSeq lists its product as uncharacterized. The transcript has a single exon. NCBI's taxonomy places the organism in Eukaryota, Fungi, Ascomycota, Sordariomycetes, Glomerellales, Glomerellaceae. The record is from RefSeq and is a predicted model, not a curated record. The annotation marks the transcript as partial.